Molecule: messenger RNA, 2205 nt
Organism: Condylura cristata (star-nosed mole)
Lineage: Eukaryota; Metazoa; Chordata; Mammalia; Eulipotyphla; Talpidae
Product: trem-like transcript 4 protein
Exons: 7
Coding region: 166-1035 (289 amino acids)
Cellular component (GO): cell surface
Molecular function (GO): signaling receptor activity
Source: RefSeq, a predicted model, not a curated record
UCGCUGCCUCACUUCUUCCAUAUUCUGACAUCUCAGAAACCUGGGACUACAAGUCCCAGCAUGCCAUGACCAGUACUUCCUGAGUGGGGGAGGGGAGCCGCUGGGAAGGAGGAAGGCACAAGGCUGGUGUAUGUACUGCAGUGCCAUGAAGUAGGAAGGAGAGACAUGUGGAGAGGUUGCUUCUGGGAAUUUGAGGCUUUGGCAGACACCCUAGGCCAGGAUGUCUCUGGUCUUCUUGGUGACAUGAGGGUUGUAAGGUCUAAUCAGGCCUCAGCUACUCCCCCGAGCCUCCAUCUGUGCUCAGCCAGUCCUCUGCUGGGGUGUGGGAGGCAAGCAGACAGUCUGGGCUCUGGAAAGAUGAAGCAACACAGAGAAAACCACUUGUGCCCCCACUGUGUACCUCCAAACAAAGAAGCCAGCAUGGCCUGGAUGGCCUCCCUCCUGCUGCUGAUCCUGCUGCUCCUAGCUUUAGGCUCCUGGGCCAGAAACUACCCUCAUGAGGUGGUCUGGGCCGUGCAAGAACAGGCAGUUUCUGUGAAAUGUCCAUCCCCUCUCCAGAACGGUAAGUACCUGAACAAAACCUGGUGUUGGCAGACAGAAUCAGGUUCUUGUGUCACUUUAGUCACCAGCUCUGGGCCCCAGAUAAUGGCCCAGAGUUCUUCAUACUUGCUCUGGGACAACCCUGCGGGUGGCUUCUUCAUUAUCACCAUGUUGGAAGUCCGGAAGAAUGACAUCGGACACUACUGGUGUGGGACAUUGAGUGGAGAAUCUGUUUCUGUCAUCAAAAACAUCACCCUGAUGAUGUACCCAGUGCCGACAUUCUCCACCAGAGUCUCUGAGUGCAGUUUGCCUGCCAACAAUUUCCUGGUGUUUCUGUUGUUUGGACUUCUCCUUGUGACCAAAGUCAUCGUGCUCACGGCUCUCCUCAUCUUCUUGUCCUAUCGAACAUGGAGGUACUUCGGUGCUGCAGGACUAGUGGUAACAGCUGCCCCCAACUCUGUCAAGAUGCCGGGGCCCAAGGGCACUGCCUCCUGAACCUGGGGUACCCCGCCUCCUCUGGCUCCUCUGGGACCAUGGAAGGAAAAGGCUGUCCCAGUGCCUCUGGAAGACACCUCCCAGGGCCAGAAGCCACCCUGUGAUGGUGCCUCUCGACACAGUGCCUAGGACCCCAGAUUACCUUCUCCAACACCACGUCUCCAAAGCCGGGACCCACCACCUAUGGGACUCUCUUUGUAUAUCGGAGCCACCCCUUUUCUCUCCUGGCUCCCCUCGAUGGUACCAAACCCCGCUUCAGGCAUCUUCUCUCCUGCCCUCCGCCCCUCCAGUGCAAGACCCUUGGUUCCCAGGCUGCCAGUGUCCACUUCAGUCAGCUUUGGCUCCUUUUUCUCCUGCUGGAAGAAUUUACCUUAGUUGAUACUACCUAAAAAUGUAACAUUGGCUAUUUCCAACAAUGGAUGUGAAUUUAUAAACAUGACAAUGGAGGAAAAAUAUUUUCAUCUUUGGCAGUCAAAAGGCUGAAAACAUUUAGUACAUAAGUGUCUCUUAUAAAUAAGAAGCAGGCAAACAUUUCAAUUUUUUUAAAGGGCUAGAGAUAUGAAUAUUGACUCGUUAUAGAAUUAAGAAAAAAGGUGUAUGAAUUUGUGUUCAAAGAAAUGAGUAUGUGAUCAAAGAAAUCUGAAAUGAAGUGAGACCUGUGUUUUACCCGUCAGUUCAAAAAAAGGUUAAAAUAAAUGAAAGUCAUAUUCUGUGCUGGAGAGGGGGAAGGAGAGAGGAAUUCUCAUGAAUUCUUGGAAGGUUAUAAUUGAUAACCUCCUCCUGGAGGGCAGUGUGGUGAUGAAUUAAAAGGCAGAAGAAGUAAUUUAUUCAUCCACUCUACCACUGAUGGACAUUUAUGCUGUUUCUAAUUUUUGGCUGCUGUGAAUAAGUCUGUUAUGAACAUUCAAAUAAAAAGGAAAGAACGGAAAGUCAACCAAAGAAAUGACUAGAAUAUUCUGUAAGUACAUUUCUGAGUAAUUUUCUAAGUAAUUUCAAAGUAAUUUGAUGAGUGUGCGAUAAUUGUUGUUUUAAGAAGUCAAUUACCCAAGACACAAAGGCAACCCCACUCUACCUUCUCCUUGUUCUCAUUCCCACAUCAAGUACAUUUCGUAUCUUUCCUCAGUUUAUUCUGGUGCUUACCUCUAUACUUUUGGGUGAGAAAAAAUGUAA